Molecule: messenger RNA, 2645 nt
Organism: Gossypium raimondii (Peruvian cotton)
Lineage: Eukaryota; Viridiplantae; Streptophyta; Magnoliopsida; Malvales; Malvaceae
Exons: 5
Coding region: 167-2425 (752 amino acids)
Molecular function (GO): DNA binding; protein dimerization activity
Source: RefSeq, a predicted model, not a curated record
AUGUAAUCCAACCGGUUUAUCCCAAUACCCUAACCGGUCCAUCCGGUUUCCUAACCCUCGGUUUAUUAUUCCCGUCAUCAACUCCCUUGACUCGGUUCUCAUUCAAUUGCCGCUCUCUCCCAGAAAAGCAAUUCAAAAGAAUUGCAAGUUGUGAUUUGUGAGAAAAAUGUCAUCAAAUUUGGAACCAAUACCAAUAACAUCACAAAAACAUGACCCAGCAUGGAAACAUUGUCAAAUGUUUAAGAAUGGUGAAAGGGUACAAUUGAAGUGUAUAUAUUGUGGAAAAAUAUUUAAAGGUGGUGGGAUUCAUAGGAUUAAGGAACAUUUAGCUGGUCAUAAGGGUAAUGCUGCUACUUGUCUGCGUGUCCCGUCCGAUGUUCGUGUUUUGAUGCAAGAAAGUUUAGAUGGGGUUGUGGUAAAGAAAAGGAAAAAACAAAAGAUUGCAGAGGAGAUAACGAAUGUUAAUCAGGUUUCUACCGAGAUACAGGCGUAUGCUGAUCAGGUUGACACUAAUACUGGAUUGCUUAUGAUUGAAAAAUCUGAUACACUUGAGCCUAGUUCGAGUUUGUUAGUUAAUCAGGAAGGAACAAGUAAUGUUGCUGGGGAGAGGAGAAAGAGGGGAAGAGGUAAAAGUUUGCCUGCGGAGGCUAAUGCCCUUAGUUUUGUCCCGGUUGAGUUAGGUGCAAGGAGAGUAAAUAAUCAUGUACAUAUGGCAAUAGGGAGAUUUUUGUUUGAUAUUGGUGCAACUAUGGAUGCAGUUAAUUCAGUUUAUUUCCAGCCAAUGGUUGAUGCUAUUGUCUCGGGAGGAUCUGGGGCACUAAUGCCUUCAUGUAAUGAUCUUCAGGGUUGGAUAUUGAGGAAAUUGGUGGAGGAAGUGAAGAGUGAAAAUGAUAAAGUAAUGGCGGCAUGGGUAAGGACUGGUUGUUCUAUUCUGGUCAACCAAUGGAACACUCAAACAGGUCGAAUCUUGCUAAACUUUUUGGUGUAUUGUCCUGAAGGAACAGUGUUUUUGAAACCUAUAGAUGCUUCUAGUGUAAUCAAUUCCUCGGAUGCUUUGUAUGAAUUGCUUAAGCAAGUGGUGGAAGAAGUUGGAUCUAAGCAUGUCUUGCAAGUGAUCACGAAUGGCGAGGAACAAUAUAUUGUUGCUGGGAGGAGGUUAGUUGAAACUUUCCCUACUCUGUAUUGGGCUCCUUGUGCAGCUCAUUGUGUAGACUUGAUACUUGAGGAUUUUGCAAAGCUUGAAUGGAUCAAUGCAAUAAUUGAGCAAGCUAGAUCUAUUACGAAAUUUAUCUAUAAUCAUAGUGUGGUCUUGAAUAUGGUAAGACGGUAUACUUUUGGCAAUGAUAUUGUUGAACCAGCAGCCACUCGCUCAGCUACAAACUUUACAACAUUGACUCGGAUGGUUGAUCUUAAAAACAACUUGCAGGCCAUGGUUACUUCACAGCAGUGGGUAGACUGCCCAUAUUCAAAGAAACCAGGGGGACUGGCGAUGUUGGAUUUGGUGAGUAAUCAGUCAUUUUGGUCCUCUUGUGUUCUGAUUGUUCGGUUAACCAAUCCUCUUCUUCGAGUUCUGAGAAUGGUUGGCAGCAAGAAGAGGCCUGCAAUGGGAUAUGUUUAUGCUGGCAUGUAUCGAGCAAAAGAAACAAUUAAGAAAGAAUUAGUCAAGAGGAAUGAAUAUAUGGUCUAUUGGAAUAUUAUAGAUCACUGGUGGGAACAACAAUGGCACCAUCCUCUUCAUGCUGCUGGUUUCUACCUUAACCCCAGGUUCUUUUAUAGCAUGGAAGGAGACAUGCCUAAUGAGAUGCUAUCAGGGAUGCUUGAUUGUAUAGAGAAAUUGAUUCCUGAUGUAACAGUUCAAGAUAAAAUCACCAAGGAGAUAAACUCAUACAAGAAUUCCGUUGGAGAUUUUGGGAGGAAGAUGGCAGUUAGAGCUAGAGACACUUUACUCCCUGUUGAAUGGUGGUCAACAUAUGGAGGAAGUUGCCCAAAUUUGGCUCGUUUGGCUAUCCGUGUCCUUAGUCAGACUUGCAGUACUCUUGGGCUUAAGCAUGAUCACAUUCCUUUUGAAAAAUUGCAUGAAACAAGGAAUUGCUUAGAGCAGCAGCGGCUCCGAGACCUCAUAUUUGUUCAAUGCAACUUGCAAUUAAGACAAAUAGGUUAUGAGAGCAAGCAACAUGAUUCUAUGCAGCCCUUGUCAUCUGAGUCUGCCUCUAUCGUGGAAGACUGGGUCACAGGAAUUGACGCAUUUUUGGAUGACGAUACCUAUCCGGAUUGGACAACACUUGAGACACUUUCUGUGAACACAAUGCCUUUAAGACCUGGUGAUGAAGUGGAAGAGUUAGGUGCAGGUUUUAAUGAUCAUGAGAUUUUCAAUAGAAUGAAAGAGGGUGACAAUGAAAAAGCUGAAGAUAAUGUAGUAAGCUAGUCGAAGACAAGACCAUUUCUAAUCUUGAUAAUCCUAGAUGGUGACUGAUGGCAAAUAAUGUAAAUUAGUGUAAUAACUAAUGACUAGAUUUAUAGGAACUGCUCUACCAUUCUGUUAAGAAAAGAGUAGAAACAUCAGAGAAUUAGAUUUUUAGUCAGGAUUUGACAAUAUGUAACAAUUUUUAUCAAUUCAUGGUUAGAAUAUUAGAAAGUUUUAAGCA